GGCGCGGCGCUGGGCGGGGACGCGCCCGGCCGGCCGCCGCGCGGGGCGCGCAGUCAGGCGCAGCGCCUCCUGCGGCAGAUCCGCGAGCUGCCGGGCCAGCUGGCCAGCUACACGCUGGCCCACUCGCUGGGCCGCUGGCUCGUGUACCCCGGCUCCAUGUUCCUGAUGACUCGCGCGCUCCUGCCGCUGCUGCAACAGGGCCAAGAGCGCCUCGUGGAGCGCUACCGCGGUCGGCGCGCCAAGCUGGUGGCCCGCGACGGCAACGAGAUCGACACCAUGUUCAUGGAUCGCCGCCAGCACCCGGGCAGCCACGGCCGCGGCCUGCGCCUCGUCAUCUGCUGCGAAGGCAACGCCGGCUUCUAUGAGAUGGGCUGCCUGUCGGCGCCACUGGAGGCCGGCUACUCGGUGCUGGGCUGGAACCACCCGGGCUUCGGGGGCAGCACGGGCGCGCCGUUCCCUCAGCAUGACGCCAACGCCGUGGACGUGGUGGUCAAGUACGCGCUGCACCGCCUGCACUUCCCGCCCGCGCACGUGGUGGUCUACGGCUGGUCCAUCGGUGGCUUCACGGCCACCUGGGCCACCAUGGCCUACCCGGAGCUGGGCGCGCUGGUGCUCGACGCCACCUUCGACGACCUCGUGCCGCUGGCCCUGAAGGUCAUGCCCCGCAGCUGGAAGGGGCUGGUGGUGCGCACCGUGCGCGAGCACUUCAACCUCAACGUGGCGGAGCAGCUGUGCUGCUACCCCGGUCCGGUCCUGCUGCUGCGGCGCACGCUGGACGACGUGGUGAGCACCUCGGGCCACGUGCGCCCCCUGCCGUCCGGCGACGUGGAGGGCAACCGCGGCAACGAGUUGCUGCUGCGUCUUCUGCAGCACCGCUACCCAGUCGUGAUGGCGCGCGAAGGCCUCGCGGUCGUGACGCGCUGGCUGCGCGCCGGCAGCCUGGCACAGGAGGCCACCUUCUACGCGCGCUACCGCGUGGAUGAUGAGUGGUGCCGAGCACUGCUGCGCUCCUACCGCGCGCGCCGUGAGGACGAGCAGGAGGACGAGCAGAAGGACUGGGGGCCUCACGGGCUCGCCUUCCCCUGGCUCGUGGGCCAGGACCUGAGCCCGCGGCGGCGCCGGCAGCUCGCGCUGUUCCUGGCACGUAGACACCUGAAGAACGUGGAGGCCACUCACUGCAGUCCGCUGGAACCGGAGGACUUCCAGUUGCCCUGGAGGCUGUAGUCUUCACCCCUCCCCCACACGGGAAACCAGUAAAGCUGGCCCUGCCUUGGGGAUCCCGACCUGGUGUCUGGGGGAGGGUGAGAUGGAACACAGGGAACUGGUGCUCUCCUUCACCGGGGUGAUUCCCCCCUUCCCUCCUUCAGCUUCUCCCACAAACACUUGUGGACGUCCCAUUCUGCUCCCAGCUUCUAAAGGGAAUGUAGAGAUUAACCUGACCCAGUUUAUGGCAA
This is a messenger RNA of Herpailurus yagouaroundi (jaguarundi), 1454 nucleotides long. It is a transcript of the gene ABHD16B, whose product is annotated as abhydrolase domain containing 16B. Gene Ontology annotation, cellular component: endomembrane system. The record is from RefSeq and is a predicted model, not a curated record. Gene Ontology annotation, molecular function: glycerophospholipase activity; monoacylglycerol lipase activity. The transcript has a single exon. Lineage: Eukaryota; Metazoa; Chordata; Mammalia; Carnivora; Felidae. Gene Ontology annotation, biological process: monoacylglycerol catabolic process; phosphatidylserine catabolic process. The annotation marks the transcript as partial.